AUGGUCCAGAUCAGCGAAGUCAAAGGAAACUCGCGGGAGAAUAGAACUGCUGCACAUACACAUAUCAAAGGGUUAGGCUUACGGCCUGAUGGCACUGCUGAAUCUACCGGCAAUGGCUUUGUUGGACAGGCUGCUGCAAGAGAGGCCUGCGGCGUCGUAGUCGAUAUGAUUAAAGCGAAGAAGAUGGCGGGGCGAGCAGUGUUACUCGCGGGUGGCCCAGGAACUGGUAAAACGGCUUUGGCGCUGGCUGUGUCUCAAGAAUUGGGGACCAAAGUACCCUUCUGUCCCAUCGUGGGUAGUGAGGUGUUUUCAGCGGAGGUCAAGAAGACAGAAGCGCUAAUGGAGAAUUUUCGAAGAGCAAUUGGACUACGAGUACGCGAAACCAAGGAGGUAUAUGAAGGAGAGGUGACGGAGCUUACUCCAGAAGAAGCAGAGAACCCAUUGGGGGGCUACGGACGAACGAUAAGCCAUCUGAUUAUCGGACUCAAAUCAUACAGAGGAACAAAGAAGCUACGUUUGGAUCCUAGCAUCUACGAAGCGAUCCAGAAAGAAAGAGUAACCGUUGGAGAUGUCAUAUAUAUUGAAGCCAACACAGGCGCUUGCAAACGCGUCGGGCGAUCCGAUGCAUACGCCACCGAGUUCGACCUGGAAGCUGAAGAAUACGUCCCCAUCCCCAAGGGCGAAGUCCACAAGAAGAAAGAGAUCGUACAAGACGUCACGCUUCAUGACUUGGAUAUCGCCAACGCGAGACCGCAAGGCGGCCAAGAUGUGAUGAGUAUGAUGGGCCAGCUCAUGAAGCCUAAGAAGACAGAAAUCACAGACAAACUGCGCCAGGAGAUCAACAAAGUUGUCAACCGAUACAUCGAUCAAGGAGUUGCUGAGCUUGUUCCUGGUGUUCUAUUCAUCGAUGAAGUCCACAUGCUCGACAUAGAAUGCUUCACCUAUCUCAACCGCGCCCUCGAAUCCUCCAUCUCCCCCAUCGUCAUCCUCGCCUCAAACCGCGGGAACACCGUCGUACGCGGUACAGGCGACGUAGUCGCUGCACAUGGCAUCCCACCUGAUCUCCUUGCCCGCCUCCUGAUAAUCCCCACACACCCAUAUAACCCCGAAGAGAUAAAAACCAUAGUGCGCCUGCGUGCCAAGACCGAGGGUCUGACCAUCAGCGAGCCCGCGCUGGAGAAAGUGGCUGAGCACGGGAGUAAAGUGAGUUUACGGUAUGCGCUGCAGUUGUUAGCGCCUGCAAGUAUUCUUGCGCGGGUGAAUGGGAGGGCAGGCGGAAUUGAGGAGGCCGAUAUUGCGGAGUGUGAGGAUUUGUUUAUUGAUGCGAAGAGGAGUGCGAGGAUUGUGUCGAAAGGGGAUGAGGUGUUUCUUUCGUGA
Paracoccidioides brasiliensis Pb18 is the source of this 1377-nucleotide messenger RNA. Its product is annotated as RuvB-like helicase 1. Gene Ontology annotation, cellular component: NuA4 histone acetyltransferase complex; Swr1 complex; R2TP complex. Gene Ontology annotation, molecular function: DNA helicase activity; ATP binding; ATP hydrolysis activity. The coding region runs from base 1 to 1377 and encodes 458 amino acids. Gene Ontology annotation, biological process: chromatin remodeling; box C/D snoRNP assembly; regulation of transcription by RNA polymerase II. The record is from RefSeq and is a predicted model, not a curated record. The transcript has 4 exons.